AUGAAGGCAUCUAAGAUAUUCGUCUUAUUUAAUGUUAUACUAAUAACGCAUUAUUUAGUCUUUGGCUUGUCGAAAAAUGUACCCAAGAAAAAUACAAGCGCUUUUAAGAAAUUCCGAGAUGAUUUAUCAAAGAAAAUAGCACAAAACAAGAAAGCCAUCGCGAUUGCAUUAGGAUCUAUAGCAGCCGCAACCGCAAUAGCUGCAGCAGGAUAUGGAAUUGGUGUAAGUAAAUCCAAAAAGAAAGGAUCUAAAAGUAAAAAAUCAUCAAAUCCUAAAAACACAAAAGGAAAUAAAAAUGAACCAAAACCCGAUAAUGAUUACAAGCCUUAUAAAAAUAAUAAACCAGAACCAUCUAAUAAACCCGAACCAUCUAAUAAACCAGAACCAUCUAAUAAACCCGAACCAUCUAAUAAACCCGAACCAUCUAAUAAACCAGAACCAUCUAAUAAACCAGAACCAUCUAUUAAACCAGAAUCAUCUAUUAAACCAGAAUCAUCUAUUAAACCCGCAGGAUCUAUUAAACCCGCAGGAUCUAUUAAACCAGAACCAUCUAAUAAAAUAGAAUCAUCUACUGUACCAGAUACAUCUUCUAAAGUAGAAUCAUAUUAUCCUAAAUAUGUUAAACCAGAAUUUCCUGCUAAACCAGACCCACUUCCUAAAUCAGAAAUACAACUUAAAUCAGACCCAGCUACUUAUGUAUCACCUUAUACAUCACCAUAUAACGCACAUUAUGGAACAACUCCUAGAUCUGAAUCACCUACUUCUUCUAUAUCAUCUAAUUCUUCUACACCAUCUACUUCAUCACCUACUUCUUUCUCUAAAACUUCAACACCUUCCACUUCUUCAACACUUACUUAUUACUCUAAAAAUUCAACACCUCCCACUUCUUCAUCACCUACUUCUUUUUCUAAAACUACACCACCUCCCACUUCUUCAUCACCUACUUCUUUUUCUAAAACUACACCACCUCCCACUUCUUCAUCACCUACUCCAUAUACUUAUGGUUCUGCUUUUAGCUCUACUGGGUCAAGUAAUACUUUAUAUAAUUCUAGUAUCCCUAGACCUAAUAUCACAUCUAACUUAUUUAAUCCAUAA
Messenger RNA from Plasmodium yoelii, 1095 nucleotides. RefSeq lists its product as uncharacterized. Lineage: Eukaryota; Apicomplexa; Aconoidasida; Haemosporida; Plasmodiidae. The record is from RefSeq and is a predicted model, not a curated record. The transcript has a single exon. Bases 1 to 1095 code for a protein of 364 amino acids.